Penaeus vannamei (Pacific white shrimp) is the source of this 1511-nucleotide messenger RNA. NCBI's taxonomy places the organism in Eukaryota, Metazoa, Arthropoda, Malacostraca, Decapoda, Penaeidae. The record is from RefSeq and is a predicted model, not a curated record.
CCUUUCCUAGAGCCGGUUUGCAGGGGCGAAGAAGGAUAAGCGAACGCAACUAGCAACAGUCCCCAGUGAACGCGGCUCGAGGGAAGGUUGUUGAACGAGGUUGUUGCGAGGUUCUUAAAGGAGAAAGUCGCUAUGGCAGAGAUCGCACAGGGAGCGCUGAUAAUUGAAGGCAAGACCAAGGCCGUGUACGAGGCCCAGGGAGACGGCGCCCACGUGGUUGUGGUGAACAAGGACCGCAUCACGGCCGGGGACGGGGCUCGGGCACAUGACCUCGAGGGAAAGGCCGCCAUCUCCAACGCCACCAACGGGAAGGUCUUCACUUUUUUGAACGAGGCAGGGAUCAAGACCUCAUGGGUGAAGACGCUAACCGAGAAGACCUACUUGUCCCGCAAAUGCCACAUGAUCCCCCUGGAAUGGGUCACACGGAGAGUCGCCACGGGGUCCUUCCUGCGCCGCCACCCGGGGGUCGCCGAGGGUUACCGCUUCACGCCGCCCAAGAUGGAGACUUUCUUCAAGGACGAUGCUAACCAUGACCCUCAGUGGAGCGAGGAGCAGGUCAUCGACGCCAAGCUGGAUAUUGGGGGCGUGGUCAUCGGUCGCCACGAGUAUGACAUCAUGGCGAGAACCACCGUGACCGUGUUUGAGGUGCUCGAGCGGGCGUGGGCAGCGCUGGACUGUGCCCUUAUCGAUAUGAAGAUUGAGUUUGGCAUUGACGCUGAGACCAAAGAAAUUCUCGUGUCGGACACCAUCGACUCCGAUUCGUGGAGACUUUGGCCUUCUGGUGACAAGAGGCUGAUGAAGGACAAGCAGGUUUACCGUAAUCUAGAAAGUGUUACUGAAGCGGCUCUUGAUCAGGUGAAGAGGAACUUCCAGUGGGUUGCGGAUAAGCUUGAUGACUUUAUACCAAAACCAAAAGGCUUGGUUGUCGUGUUGAUGGGCUCCAAAUCUGAUGCGCCACACUGUGAAAAGAUUCGAGACCACUGCAAGAAACUGGGUGUCCCUUGCCAACUCCGUGUGACCUCUGCUCACAAGGGCACAGAGGAAAGCCUCGCCAUUAUUGCACAGUACGAGGGUCUUGGAAUCCCACUGGUGUUCGUAGCUGUUGCGGGUCGUAGUAAUGGUCUGGGCCCAGUUACCUGUGCUAACACCUGCGCACCUGUCAUCAAUUGCCCGCCCCUCAAGCCAGAGGAACUCUCCAGAGAUGUAUGGUCGUCCCUUAACCUUCCUUCAGGCAUGGGUUGUGGGACGGUCCUUUAUCCAGAGGGAGCUGCACAGACUGCUGCAACCAUGCUGGCCUUGAGUGACCAUGUCAUUUGGUCCAAAAUCCGUGCAAAACAACUGAAUCUUUGGGUCACUCUCAAAAAGGCUGAUAAGGAGAUUUGUCAGACAAAUCAAGCCGCAGCGUAACUUUCAUUCUUCCGCUACAAAAAAGGUUCCAAUUACUCUCCUGUUGCAAAAAAACAAAUGUAAUAGGGUUUAUACUCCAAUGACAAUUAUAUAUGUUAUAUAGA